Messenger RNA from Balearica regulorum gibbericeps (East African grey crowned-crane), 4731 nucleotides. NCBI's taxonomy places the organism in Eukaryota, Metazoa, Chordata, Aves, Gruiformes, Gruidae. The record is from RefSeq and is a predicted model, not a curated record.
AUGAUAUUAACUGUGUUUUUGAGCAACAAUGAACAGAUCUUGACAGAAGUUCCAAUCACACCAGAAACAACCUGUCGCGAUGUAGUAGAGUUCUGCAAAGAGCCCGGAGAAGGAAGCUGCCAUCUGGCUGAAGUAUGGCGUGGAAAUGAGCGUCCCAUACCCUUUGAUCACAUGAUGUAUGACCACCUACAGAAAUGGGGUCCCCGCAGGGAAGAGGUGAAAUUUUUUCUUCGUCAUGAGGAGUCACCAGUCGAAAGUAAUGAACAGAGUGGACGUCAAGCCCAAAAUCAAAGAAAUGGCAUAAAUAUACCUGUGGAGAAACGUACAGAGAAUGGGGUUGGGAAUCCACGUGUUGAGCUCACUCUUUCUGAACUUCAAGAUAUGGCUGCCCGACAACAGCAGCAGAUUGAAAACCAACAGCAAAUGUUGGUUGCUAAGGAACAACGUUUGCGUUAUCUGAAGCAGCAAGAACGUCGUCAGCAGCAGUCUGUUUCUGAGAGUGAAAAGCUUCAAAAACUUAAAGAACGUGUUGAAACCCAGGAGACAAAGCUGAAAAAAAUCCGUGCCAUGAGAGGACAAGUGGACUACAGCAAGAUCAUGAAUGGCAAUCUAUCAACUGAAAUUGAGCAUAUAAGUGCAAUGUUCCAGGAAAAGCAGCAGGAGCUACAGGCUGCAGUGUUAAAAGUGGAUCAACUUACUCAGCAGCUGGAGGAUUUAAGGAAAGGGAAACUGAAUGGGUUUCAGUCUUACAAUGGACAAAUGACAGGACCUGCAGCAGUAGAAUUAAAAAAGUUGUAUCAAGAGCUACAGAUUCGUAACAGGCUUAACCAGGAGCAGAACUCCAAGCUUCAGCAGCAGAAAGAACUCUUAAACAAACGUAAUAUGGAGGUGGCUAUGAUGGACAAGCGAAUCAAUGAGCUGCGUGAACGACUAUACAAGAAAAAAGUUGAGUUGAAUCGUAUUAAUGGAACUUCAUCACCCCAGUCAUCCUUGAGUGCUUCAGGAAGGGUAGCAGCAGUCGGACCUUACAUCCAAGUUCCAAGUGCUGGCACUUACGCUGUACCAGUAGAUCCAGUUAAACCACAGUCUCUCACCAUUGCUUCUAGCUCAACACAUGGAAGAUCAAAAUCUGCUAAUGAUGGAAAUUGGCCAAUACUUAAACAGAGCUCAACCCCUGUGGUAAAACCCCCUCAGAUCUCCAACACAGACUGGAAAGAAUCAAGCAUGGAUACUGCUUUAAAACAAGGAACUAUAUCCAGCCAGCCUUUGCCAACUUCAGUAUUAGGAAGUACUGAUAAGCUGGGUCUUGACCUGGGGAAGGUACCACCAACAAUUCCUGGUGUAAGCAAGCAGUUGCCUCAAAACUACGGGACCUAUCCAAGUCCAAUUCCCUUAGGAACAGGUUCUACAAAUUCUCUAGAAAGAAGGAAGGAUGGCAGUCUGCCCAGACCUGGCACAAGUAUAACAAAUCGGCAAAGACCUGUUCCACUUCCGCCACCAAGCAAUGUACAUCAGCCCAGUUCUUCACAACAGAUUCAACAGAGAAUUUCUGUACCUCCCAGCCCUACGUAUCAACCGUCUGGUCCCCCCUUGUUUCCCGGAGGAGAUGGCAGGCCAGAGCUCCCUUUGACUGUGGCAAUCAGACCUUUUCUGGCUGAUAAAGGAUCACGACCUCAGUCUCCCAGAAAAGGGCCACAGACAGUGAACUCUAGUUCCAUCUAUUCAAUGUAUCUUCAGCAAGCAACACCACCAAAGAAUUAUCAACAAGCUGUAUACAAUACCUUAAAUAAGUCGGUAAAAGCAGUUUAUGGAAAACCUGUAUUACAAUCUGGUUCAACUUCUCCCUCACCCUUGCCAUUCCUUCAUGGUUCUUUGCCUGCCCAGACUUCCUCACAGCCACAAUCUCAGCCUCAGACUGAGGUCUCUGAAAAAGAUCAAGAGCUGGAAAAUGCUCCAUCAUCCAGUGAAAAUAGCAAUGUGGAAAACAUUCCUCGUCCUCUCAGUCCUACUAAGCUCACACCUAUUGUGCAUUCACCCCUACGAUAUCAAAGUGAUGCUGACCUUGAAGCUCUGAGAAGAAAAUUGGCCAAUGCUCCUAGGCCAUUAAAGAAGCGUAGUUCUAUCACUGAACCAGAAGGCCCAAGUGGACCAAAUAUACAAAAAUUAUUGUAUCAGCGCUUUAAUACUCUUGCUGGAGGAAUAGAGAGUGCUCCUUUUUAUCAGCCAAGCAAUCCACAGGACUUCAUAGGCAUCCUAGCAGAUGUUGAUAACGGAAACACUAGUACCAAUGGCAAUAUUGAAGAACCUAUUUCCGUGCAACCUACAGUUCCUCUUCCUGAUGAGCCACCCCCUUCGUCAGAUGCCAAUGACAAUGAAUUACCUUCUCCUGCUACUGAGGAACUGAUAAGCACUGAAACCACAAAUCAAACAUCUGAGACAACUGAAGAUAACAACAACAAUCCUGCUAUAGUUCCUUCUACUGAACAGUCACCCAGUCCCACGCCUGAGGUCAGUUCUCCAGUAGAAGAUGAAGCUCCUUUGCCACCUGCUCUUCCUCCUCCGCUUCCUCCAACAAAACGUACCAACUUGAAGAAACCUAACUCAGAAAGAACAGGCCACGGUUUGAGAGUGAAGUUCAAUCCAUUGGCCCUCCUCCUAGAUGCCUCCUUGGAGGGAGAAUUUGAUCUUGUACAACGAAUCAUAUAUGAGGUUGAUGAUCCCAGUAAACCAAAUGAUGAAGGAAUUACACCUCUGCAUAAUGCAGUGUGUGCCGGUCAUCACCACAUUGUGAAGUUCCUGCUUGAUUUUGGCGUAAAUGUAAAUGCAGCAGAUAGCGAUGGGUGGACACCCUUGCAUUGUGCUGCUUCUUGCAAUAGUGUUCAUCUCUGUAAACUACUGGUUGAAUCUGGGGCAGCUAUUUUUGCUUCAACUAUAAGUGAUAUAGAAACUGCUGCAGACAAGUGUGAAGAGAUGGAAGAAGGUUAUAUUCAGUGUUCCCAGUUCUUGUAUGGAGUGCAAGAGAAGCUGGGAGUGAUGAAUAAAGGAGUGGUGUACGCUCUGUGGGAUUACGAAGCGCAGAAUAAUGAUGAGUUGUCGUUCCAUGAGGGCGAUGCCAUCACUAUUCUAAGACGCAAGGAUGACAACGAAACAGAGUGGUGGUGGGCCCGCCUCAAUGAUAAAGAAGGCUACGUGCCUAAAAAUCUUCUUGGGUUAUAUCCACGAAUAAAACCUAGACAGCGAACCCUUGCUUGAAUUCAAUUGUACAACAGUGCAAUACCGUGCUGGUAACUGGAAACCUAAAACAUACACUGGAGCCAUCAUUUCUGAUCAUUUCACACAGAGAAAUAAAACUAUGAUAUUUAGUUUUAAUGGUGCUUUCUCUUGUUAAAUGGACAGCAUCCAAGAUUUUCAAGAUCUGCAGUUUGUAAAUGAGGAUCGUUUUUAUGUGACCCGCCACUGAUGAGGAGAGCGAUACCUCCACUACCUACAGUGUUGCGCCAACUAUCGUCUGAAGCAGUGUUUUAAGUUCUGUGGUAGGAGCUUUCUUGUGUUAUAUGUUCAGAGGUGUCAUUUGCGGAGUGCAGAUAUGCUGUCCAGUUUGCUCCAACCCCACAGUAACUGUCCCAUGUCAGGAUUUUGGAUAUUUUGUUCGAUACCAGUGAAUGUUGAGUUCUCAUUACUGAUCAACUCUUUGGGUUCUAGGACACAAGAUCUUCACCUAUUACAUGCAUAAUUAAGUAGUCACCAAAGCUUUAUGAAGGCUAGGAUUUUAAGUGGUAACAUGCUAUAUACACACUUAAAUCCUAGUCUAGACAACCCCAACAAAAGCUUUACAUAGUCUAGCAUCUAGUAUUAUUUGCGUUUAGAAUCGAGUUAGAGAACUAACGAAACAACAGUAUUUAUACACUUCUCAAAACCCCUAUACUGUAUUUCACCUGGUGUUUUAUUUUCUUAUUAUUCAGCUUACAGCACCAGUGUUACCUCUACUCAUGUAAAGAUUCCCCUCCUAACCACCUGAGCUCGUCCAUUCUGGACAAAACAGUACUGAACUUGCAGCAGCUUAAGGGAUUUGUAUGUCUGCAUGGAUGAAAGUGCAAUAGUUGAAAAGGGUAAGAGUCUGGUGAGGGUUACACUGUGUAAUUUGAAGUCUGCUUGAGUCAAUUUAGAAGAAACUAUGAAGGACUGGAUAGAAGUAGGAAGAGGGUUGUGUAGAUGCUAAGUCAAGGAGAAGAAAGUAACAAGGUUUGAGGAGGAUUUAAGAAAGGCAAUAGCUUAUUUGAGGACAGUUUCUGUGGUUCUUGGCAGCCUACAUCUGUUGCCAAGGCAAGUUAUGCAAUAACCUAUUCCACUACAUUGUAGUUUCAAGCAAAAAAAAAAAAAAAAAAAAGCACUUCACUGGAGUUUUAAUUGUACAUGAUUUUAUAUACCAAAAGUAUAUUUUGAAUUUCCCAUUAUAAGUUUUAGCUGUAUUUCUUGUAAUUUUCUCCCAUUUAACAGUAUGCAAUUUGAUUAAUUCUUCAUGUACAAGUUCUGUGUAUAAUUUAUAUAUCCAUUUCUGCAGUGCUGUAACUUGCUUUUACCACAGGUUAGCAUUAACUGUAUAUAUUGUGGUGAAAAGUGAAAGGGUAUUAUUGUUGAAGAAUUUGCUACAUGAAUGUGAUGAUUUCAAGAGCCUAGGAUACACUAAUUCAGAGAACAUGUAAAUGUGCACAAUAAAGUACUGCUAAGGCA